CAUCCCCUCCCGAACUCUCUCCAACACCACUCAUUUUACCAAUUGCACACGGUAAUCAUCAUCAACAUGACUGGACGCGGCAAAGGUGGUAAGGGUCUCGGCAAGGGCGGCGCCAAGCGUCACCGCAAGAUUCUCCGCGACAACAUCCAGGGCAUUACCAAGCCCGCUAUCCGUCGUUUGGCUCGCCGUGGCGGUGUCAAGCGUAUCUCUGCCAUGAUCUACGAAGAGACCCGCGGUGUCCUCAAGUCGUUCCUCGAGAGCAUCAUCCGCGAUGCCGUGACCUACACCGAGCACGCCAAGCGCAAGACUGUCACAUCCCUCGACGUGGUCUACGCCCUCAAGCGCCAGGGCCGCACUCUCUACGGCUUCGGUGGUUAAGUCAGCUGCUAGCCUCAUCUUAAACUUUGGCGGUGGUCUGAGGGUACUUCCUCCCCGCAGCCGCAACCCUCUGCCUAAACACCGGACUCCGAAUCUCCAUGUUGACUUUGUAGAAUGGGCUCAUGAUCGCUUUCACAUAAUUCUCAUACACCUCGGUAAAGAAGUUCUUGAUUGCCUCC
Molecule: messenger RNA, 557 nt
Organism: Chaetomium strumarium
Lineage: Eukaryota; Fungi; Ascomycota; Sordariomycetes; Sordariales; Chaetomiaceae
Product: histone-fold-containing protein
Exons: 5
Coding region: 67-378 (103 amino acids)
Biological process (GO): nucleosome assembly
Cellular component (GO): nucleosome
Molecular function (GO): structural constituent of chromatin; protein heterodimerization activity; DNA binding
Source: RefSeq, a predicted model, not a curated record